AUGUGCCCUCAAGUUUUGUCGAUUACACAACCAGGCAAUGAUGGAUUUGAGAUCCCCAAGAUUUCUGCUGAUGAGCCCAUUGGGUCAAUGAUCCGGAAGCUUUCGAAGUACAUCAUUCAAGCGAUUCCAGAUACACCGUAUAGUUUUGACCAGAUGCGGGGAACAGCAGCAGGGUCCCCUUUAAAGAAACUAGCAAUAUCUCUGGCUGACGAAGUACAUAACCCUGCUCUUAUCAAAGCUCUAAUGGAUAUCAUUGAAUAUCUGCUCGAUGAACUUCCGGACACAUGGACCCUGCCAACAUCUGAAGUUGGUAUCCAAAGCUAUGUUGAAGAACCAUUCAGCACGCGCAAAGCAGACUCAAGUCAAGAUGACUAUGAAUGCAGACCACUAUUAUAUCACGCUAGACCUUUUUCGCGUCUUUUUGGUUAUGGAACAAGAACCGUUAAGAAUUCGCAGCGAAGCAGCUAUAACACCGGUGCAAACCCUUCGGGAUCUGAAUUCGAAUCUGACGAAUAUGGCAUAUUUGCCGGUUUUAAUGCUCUGGAAAUCGCGAUAAUUGCAAACGCAAAGAAGUUCGUAUCGCAGACAGUGGUCCAGGAAGUGGUCAAUGGGAUGUGGACGGGAGAAAUAAUAUUGUGGGAUACUUUGAGCGUUCAUUCAAAGAAAAAACCACAGCUGUUCCACAAAAGAAUGACCGAUCCAUAUUGCCGAUUGCGGGUCCCCGUCUAUCGCAAAACCUUCGAGGCUGUGUUUUUCUUGUCAUUUAUCGCUUUGUACUACUAUGUUCUGAUGGCUAGGGACCCUCUGCGAAUCAGCCCCGUCGAAAUAUUGCUGGUCUGCUCCUUGAUGAGCCUGAAUUCUUACUUUGGUAGCUUGAUACCCGUACUCAAGGAAAUGACGAAGGCCCUCCUAAAGUUUCUCCCUGUGGUCGCGAUCCUGUAUAUUGAUUUCGCCUCUUUUCGGCUAUCCCCUUAUGUUGGUAUUCGUCUGCAUGACGAACAUUCUCUUGAUAUCUUCGGUUACGAGUUUAAUGAGCUUGAGCCUAACAGAGCUGCCGAUAUGUGUGACAGUAAGACUGACAUCGUUUGCUGCAAGAACCUGAUACCGCUUUUCUGCAUUCGCCCUCUCCGGCUAUUCUUAUCAAAUGAAUCGAUCCGCCGAGUCCGUAUAGUCCUGUUGAAGGUAACUCACUCGCCAUUUGUGGGCAUCAUUCUUGCAUAUGAAAGUAGUAGACGCUAUGUCACUCGGAAGAACCGCCCUUCAGUGGCAACUUCGUCAUCUCUUUCCCCUGCGGUUGGGAAAAUAGGUUCCUGGGUUGUUAACCUGGAUGAGGCUGCGUUGUGGCUGCCAAAAGGGGCUCAAGCAGAAGGGCAUCGUGCUUGA
Histoplasma capsulatum G186AR is the source of this 1383-nucleotide messenger RNA. RefSeq lists its product as uncharacterized. NCBI's taxonomy places the organism in Eukaryota, Fungi, Ascomycota, Eurotiomycetes, Onygenales, Ajellomycetaceae. The record is from RefSeq and is a predicted model, not a curated record. The transcript has 12 exons. The coding region runs from base 1 to 1383 and encodes 460 amino acids.